Messenger RNA from Eruca vesicaria subsp. sativa (arugula), 1676 nucleotides. Lineage: Eukaryota; Viridiplantae; Streptophyta; Magnoliopsida; Brassicales; Brassicaceae. The record is from the annotation of a GenBank genome assembly.
GAAAGACGAAGAAACCAAAAAAAAAAAAAAAAACUGAACUUUCUAAACCCACAAGGAAGGAAGGCUCUGGGUUUUUCGAGGUUGCCUUUGCUUCAUUUGCCGAUAGCUCUCAGACGUUUCUUUAGGGCUUUACUGCUUUAAAGCUUUUACCUUUUUUUUCUGUUUGAUACUAUUGACAUGGCUUCUGGAGCCUCUUCUUCUGAUCGUCUCGUCACUAGCUUCCCUCUUCUGGAAACAGCAGAAUGGUUCCAGGAGUUGGCCUUGAGUUCAGAUGCAAGUGAAGUCCCUAUGAAUCAUAAUAAGAGUUCUCUUCAGAGCCAGUAUGGAUAUGUACCUCCUGGUGCAUUUACUGCUCCAUCUUCUCAUGGAAGCGAAAGAAGGCCUAAUUUUAAUGGUGGAAACCCGUGGGGCUACUUCUCACCAAACCAUCCUUCUGGUGGCUACGAGGAUCCAGGGUUUGGUUAUGGCCACAACAGCAAUUCAAAUACCUUUUCACCUCUCAUGAAUCCAUACAGUUCACAAGAAGCACCAAGUUUUGACCUGUUUGGAUAUAAUGACCAUUUGUAUUCAAACCAUGGAUUUUAUGGACUAUACGGGAAUGUAAUCGACUCUGGUCAUGCUUAUGGAACGUUUGGUUAUGAUUCUUGGAAACUUGGGAGAGGAUGGUAUCCUGUUGAUGGUUAUAGAAAGACCAGAAGCUUCAACUACGCGCGUGGUAACAGUGAAGAGAAGGCAGAUAGGCUUAAUGAGCUUUGUCGAGGACCAAGAAGCAAUGAUGUUAAAAAUCCACAAGGUCUUAACUCUACAACGCUAGAGAAGAUGAAGCAAGACACUCCAGUGGUAGAAGAUCUCAAGCGCUACAACGGGGAGAAUUUCCCUGAAACAUUCGAGAAAGCGAAGUUCUUUGUGAUUAAGUCAUACAGUGAAGAUGAUGUUCACAACAGUAUAAAGUAUGGCAUGUGGUCGAGCACACCAACUGGCAACAAGAAGUUGAAUGCUGCAUAUUAUGAAGCACAAGAGUGUCCUGUUUAUCUUCUGUUCUCGGUGAAUGCAAGUGGUCAAUUUGUUGGCCUUGCGGAGAUGACAGGUCCUGUUGAUUUCAACAAGACAGUAGAGUAUUGGCAACAAGAUAAAUGGAUUGGUUGCUUUCCUGUGAAGUGGCAUAUCAUCAAAGACGUACCAAACAGUCUCUUGAGACACAUAACGCUUGCUAAUAACGAGAACAAGCCCGUCACUAAUAGCAGAGACACUCAAGAGGUGAAUGUGGAAGAUGGAGCCAAAAUUAUAAAGAUACUCAAGGAGUAUAUUAGCAAGACAUGUAUACUUGAUGAUUUCAAGUUUUAUGAGACCAGACAAAAGAUGAUCAGAGAUAAGAAGAUCAAGCAAAAGAAACAGGUCCUUGAUGGAGCUUCUGAAGAAACGAUUCGCUGAAACGAUUACUUUUUAAUUAAAGAACUCCGUUUGGGUUGUGUUUAUUUUCUUCAGGCUCUGGAUCCCUGAGAACCUUAAUAUAAGCUUCUAUGCUUUUCAAAACAUAUUACAAUUGUGCUUUUGUUCCUUUUGUAUAAAGGACGCACCAUCUGAUAAAAAAACAAAUUCAACUCAUGAUUUGUUCUUCUCUAGAGUUGAUAUCAGAUCAUUGAUAGUAUUCUUUGUUUUAUUUAUCUGUUUUAAAC